Molecule: messenger RNA, 5576 nt
Organism: Hemicordylus capensis (graceful crag lizard)
Lineage: Eukaryota; Metazoa; Chordata; Lepidosauria; Squamata; Cordylidae
Gene: PPP1R12A
Product: protein phosphatase 1 regulatory subunit 12A
Exons: 24
Coding region: 165-3218 (1017 amino acids)
Biological process (GO): signal transduction
Cellular component (GO): A band; Z disc; cytoplasm
Molecular function (GO): protein kinase binding; phosphatase regulator activity; enzyme inhibitor activity
Source: RefSeq, a predicted model, not a curated record
GAGGGAGGGAGGGAGGGAGAGAGAGAGCGCGAGCGCUCGGCCGUGGUGUUCUGUGGGAUUCAGGCGGCGCUUUGCCUCUCUCCUUCUUCCUCCUCCUGCUGCUGCUGCUGCUGCUGGGUGCGGAAAGCCGCCGCUGAGGCAGAGGGACGAGAGCCGAGCGGGGCAUGAAGAUGGCGGACGCCAAGCAGAAACGGAACGAGCAGCUGAAGCGCUGGAUCGGCUCCGAGACAGACCAGGAGCCGCCGGUGGUGAAGCGCAAGAAGACCAAGGUGAAGUUCGACGACGGCGCCGUGUUCCUGGCCGCCUGCUCGAGCGGCGACACCGAGGAGGUGCUGCGCCUGCUGGAGCGCGGCGCCGACAUCAACUACGCCAAUGUGGACGGGCUCACGGCGCUGCAUCAGGCUUGCAUAGAUGAUAACAUAGAUAUGGUGAAAUUUCUGGUGGAAAAUGGAGCCAGUAUUAAUCAACCUGAUAAUGAAGGCUGGAUACCUCUACAUGCAGCUGCUUCCUGUGGAUAUCUUGAUAUAGCAGAAUAUUUAAUUAGUCAAGGCGCACAUGUAGGAGCAGUAAAUAGUGAAGGAGACACUCCAUUAGAUAUUGCUGAGGAAGAGGCAAUGGAAGAAUUGCUUCAAAAUGAAGUGAAUCGGCAAGGGGUUGAUAUAGAGGCAGCUCGGAAAGAAGAAGAACGGAUAAUGCUGAGAGAUGCAAGGCAGUGGCUUAACAGUGGUCAUAUAAAUGAUGUUCGGCACGCAAAAUCUGGUGGUACAGCCCUUCAUGUAGCUGCUGCUAAAGGCUAUACGGAAGUCUUAAAACUUUUAAUACAGGCUGGCUAUGAUGUUAAUAUUAAAGAUUAUGAUGGCUGGACACCACUUCAUGCAGCUGCUCACUGGGGUAAAGAAGAAGCAUGCCGAAUAUUAGUGGAAAACCUGUGUGAUAUGGAGGCUGUCAACAAAGUGGGUCAAACAGCGUUUGAUGUAGCAGAUGAAGACAUUUUAGGAUAUUUAGAAGAACUACAAAAGAAACAAAAUAUGCUUCAUAGUGAAAAAAAGGAAAAGAAAUCGCCCCUAAUUGAAUCUACAGCCAACAUGGACAAUAAUCAGACUCAAAAACCAUUUAAAAAUAAAGAGACUUUGAUCAUCGAGCAAGACAAGAAUGCAUCUAACAUUGAAUCUCUAGAACAAGAAAAAGUAGAUGAAGAGGAAGAAGGAAAGAAAGAUGAGUCCAGUUGCUCUAGUGAAGAAGAUGAGGAAGAAGACUCUGAAUCGGAAACAGAAACAGAGAAGAACAAAACUACAACAAAUAAUUCAAAUACCACCAAUGUCCAAGCAGGUCCCAUAGCUGUGACGACGCCUUCAGUUACUACUGGUCAAGUAACACCUACAUCCCCUAUUAAGAAGUUCCCGACUUCAACUAAGGUUUCUCCCAAAGAAGAAGAGAGAAAAGAUGAGUCUCCUGCUUCUUGGAGGCUAGGUCUUCGAAAGACUGGCAGUUAUGGGGCACUGGCAGAGAUUACAGCUAGCAAAGAAACUCAGAAAGAAAAGGAUUCAGCGGGAGUUAUGCGUUCAGCUUCAAGCCCUAGAUUGUCCUCUUCAUUAGACAACAAAGACAAGGAGAAAGAUGCAAAAGGAACUAGACUUGCAUAUGUUGCACCUACGAUACCAAGACGGCUAGCCAGUACAUCUGAUAUUGAAGAGAAAGAAAACAGGGAUACGUCAGCCAGUUUAAUACGUGGUAGUGGUUCUUAUACAAGAAGAAAAUGGGAAGAAGAUGCAAAGAAAAAUAUCUCAAAUGAAGGAUCUACACCUCUAAACACAAGUUAUCAAAGAAGUGGUUCCUUUGGUAGAAGACAAGAUGACUUGAUUAGUUCUAGUAUUCCAAGUAUUACAUCAGUAUCAACAGUUACCUCCCCAGCUGGUCUUCAGAAAAGCCUGCUUUCCAGCACAAGCGCUGCUACAAAGGUUAUGACGGGUUCAGCAACAGCAGGCAUGCAAAGCAGUACCUCAAAUCGUUUAUGGGCUGAGGAUAGUACUGAGAGAGACAAGGACAAUGUUCCUACAGCAGUGACCGUUCCCGUUGCACCAUCAGUUGUAAAUACUGCGACUACUACCACAGCCUUGACUACAACUACUUCUGGCACUGUGUCCUCAACUUCAGAGGUCAGGGAGAGACGCAGGUCAUACCUCACUCCAGUUCGGGAUGAAGAAUCUGAAUCCCAAAGAAAAGCUAGAUCCAGACAAGCAAGGCAGUCCAGAAGAUCCACACAGGGUGUGACACUGACUGAUCUUCAAGAAGCUGAAAAAACUAUUGGUAGAAGUCGUCCUACGCGAACCAGAGAACAAGAGAAUGAAGAAAAAGAAAAACAAGACAAAGAGAAACAGGAGGAAAAGAAGGAAUCUGAAACUAAAGAUGAUGACUAUAGGCAAAGAUAUACACGAAGCAUAGAGGAGCCAUAUCAACGCUAUAGAACUUCAUCAUCUACUUCAUCAACGACAUCAAUUGCCACCCCUUCUAGUUCUCUCUCUUCUUCAAGCCAACUAAACAGACCAAAUAGCCUUAUAGGUAUAACUUCUGCUUAUUUCAGAAGUGGAGCAAAGGAAAAUGAGAGAGAAGCAGGGAAGAAAGAAGAAGAAAAGGAAGAAGAUAAAUCACAGACAAAAUCAAUAAGGGAAAGACGGCGGCCAAGAGAAAAACGAAGAUCUACAGGCGUUUCUUUUUGGACUCAAGAUAGUGAUGAAUAUGAGCAGGAGCACCUAUCUGACUCAGAAGAGGGAACAAAUAAAAAAGAAUCGCAGAGUGAUAGCCUUUCAAGAUAUGACACAGGAGAUCGUUAUGAUUCAGUACUAGGACGGACUGGGUAUGGUUACUUGGAAGACCGUAAAUCAUAUUCCAGUAAGCUUGAAAAAGAAGAUACAGCAGAUUUUAAAAAGCUUUAUGAACAGAUUGUAGCUGAAAAUGAAAAACUGAAAGCACAGCUACAUGAUACCAACAUGGAACUGACGGAUCUUAAACUACAGUUGGAAAAGGCAACUCAGAGGCAGGAAAGAUUUGCUGACAGGUCUCUGCUAGAAAUGGAAAAAAGGGAAAGAAGAGCUCUAGAAAGGCGGAUAUCUGAAAUGGAAGAGGAACUCAAAAUGCUACCAGACCUGAAGGCAGAUAACCAGAGGCUAAAAGAUGAAAAUGGGGCCUUGAUCAGAGUUAUAAGCAAGCUUUCCAAAUAAAAUGGUUUCCUCCAGCUGCAGAUCAUGGGAUUGCACAUAAUUAGUAACUCCAGUGGACCAUAGCAUGGCAGUCACUGGAAGCCUGGGAAGAUUUCUUGGAGACUGUCAUUUUCAGAUAUCCUGCCAAAUGCCCUCUUACCUGGGUGUGUUGUUUUUUAACCAAGAUCAUUGUUUCAUGUGUUAAAGCAGCUGCUGAGAAGACAUAAUGACUGAGAAAUCUUGUUUACAGCUAUUGCAUAUAAGGAAAGUGUUCAAGGCCAGAUAAGCCUCAGAUAUUUAACCAGUAAGCCUUAGUUGUACAUAAACACAUGCAUCAAAAAAAAAAAAAAAAAGCUUUCUGCUAUCACAGACAGUUACUUUAUUUUGUUGUGUCACGGUUCCUGGUUUUUUCUAUACUGCAUUCCCCCCCCCUUUUGCAUCUAAGUUUGGAUUUGUGUGUGUUCCUUUCUAAUUAUUCAUGUACCAGAUUUUUUUCCUUGUACAGUGUUUUCACAGCUUUAUAUUUACAGAGACCACACAUCCCUUUAAAAAUACAAUUUGUGUAGCUGAGCCUGUAUUGUCCAACCAGCCAGCCACUCCCAACCAGAGAGAUUUGGUGGAACAUUUGCUUUCACUGUUGUGCAAUAUGCAUUUAUUUCCUAUAAAAUAUGCUUUAAAAGUCAGUUGGAAGUAGAUCGUUUAUUUUAAGAUUACUGUCUUCUGCCUUUAUUGGUCACUUUUUAAGAAGAAGAAAAAGCAAAAGGUUUGUAGUGCAAAACGUUAGAUACUGUAACCUUCACAUACAUUUUAGCAGGUACUGAGUGAUAUUGUAUAUAUUAAUGUGUGUAGUUUGGAUUUUUCAGACCACCACAUGACAUGCUUGAAUAUAUUUCCCUAUUGCAAAUGUGUGCUAAAGCAAAUUAGGCUGCUCCCAGAAUAGUGUUUAACAACGUCAAUUGAAUUUUUAUGGUUUAAAGAAUUUUAAAAUUGUUCAUUGUAUGGAGCCACCCUCUGCAAAAACCUUUAAACUAUAAGAAAAUAAUAUUUUUACCUUUACCCUCCCAUUUUUCAUUUGAGUAAUGUUCACUCAUAACAAAACUUAAGUAUAACUUCUUUACCACACUUCACAUAUCUGUAUUUGAUUGCUGUCCAAAACUGUUGUGCUAGCCAAAGUAAUCUCUGUCAUUAGAGAGACCUAACCUGUUACUCAUUUAUUAUAUACACUGCUAUUGCCAUGUGAAGAAGCAACUAAGUUGAUUCCACCAUCAAGUCAGACCAUUUUAUACAUUUCAGUGGCCUUUUAAAAAAGUACUCCAGUGAAGAUAGCUUUUGUUAGAGAACAACAGCUUUUAUAUUUUCACUAAAACCUACUAAAUAUAACCAUCUUAUUGGCCUACAGACAAUUGCCUAAAACCACAGAACAGUUCAGCCAUUAAAAUAAAUUGUACAUUGUAAAGCUUGUAGUAGCUAUUGUAUUAUUGAUUAUAUUGUAUACUAUAUUAAAUGUGAAUUUGUACCCCUUCAUUUUAAAAGGUCAUUGUGUUCUACUGCCUACUUCUUGGGGAGGGGACUCACUUCAUUUGCGGGGGGAGGGAGAAUGAUUAUUUGAGAUGAGGAGGACACAAGUCCUCUUUCAUGGGGUUGGGAGGGUUUUGGCGGUGGGACUAGGGGAGGUUUUCUGAAGAUGUAAGGUUUUGCUCUUACUACCAAGCUCAGGAUUAUUGAUUUUAAAGGUACAAGGAUAGUUCUGGGAUAUUUUGUUACAGUAGGUCUGUAUGAGUAACAACUUUGAAGAUGGACAUCUUUAGUGGUCUUUUAAGCUAAUACUAGCCAAGCAGAGAAUUAAUCCAUCUGAGUGGCAGCAACACACUGAACAGUGUGGUAGAAAGGUUAGGCAUACUGUGGAUUAUAUUUGGUAAAGUUCUGGAUGCCUGUGAAUGACGUGUCUAAUAUUUUAGUGUUUUAUAUAUAGGUUAUUUAUUCUUUAAAAUUGAAUGGCUACUGUGUUGCGUUGAUUUUAUUGGUAGUAUUGAGCAGACCUUGCAUCUGCAUGAAACUACUUGCAAAACCCACUAUUUUGCAAAAAAAUAAAAUAAAUGUAUUUUGACAUAUACAAAUAAAAUGAAUAAAACUAUUUUAAAUGUGUGAAUUUUACUGAGAAGACAUUUUAAACGUGCACUUGGUAUUUAAAUUCUUUGUGGGCAUUUUUUAUUGCUUCACUUGGAUGCAAAGUACUUUUCAGAGAUUGUAAUCAAAUUGUGUUUGUUUGCACAUCUGUAAAUGCAACAGUAAAAAUGCCAUAUUUAUGCAAUCUGUAACAAAUUGAAAAUGUUUAUAUAUUUUACAUAAACCUGUCUGCAUGCAGAAAUUACAUGGGAA